CGAAAGUUACCGACGUCGGUAACAUCAUGCAGCUCACUAACAGCUGUGUUUCUUGUGUCAAUCGUUUUGUAAGAAAAUAAAAGAAAGACAUGGCAGAAACAGCCGGUGUGAAACCCAUGACCAUUGCCGGCCGCAUGGUCAGGGAGCGCGAGCGUCUAGUGGGAAUGAGUGAUGCCGAACGUGCCUGGCGUAAACAGUGGUUGAAAGAUUUAGAACUGCACCAUGAACCACGGCAAGUUCCAGCCUUGGAGAAGGAGUUAACGAAUCCCAUUAAACGUGCCUACAGAGCACCUUUGGAUGCAGUCCAUAAGGCUUUGACCCCGGUUUUGGGUUUCCAACGGGCAUGGACCGUCCGCUUUUGGACUGGCAAAAUCGCUUUAUUCGGAACAUUUGUUUUAGCUUCCCACUACUAUUUCAAAUACAAUCGCAAUGACUGGACCCGCAAAGGUGGUUGGCGUGUGAUUACCUCCCGCAAAGCCUGCAAUCCUGGCGAUGAGGGUUACCCCAAAGUAUCUGACAGAACACAGCCCAGUGAUUAUGCUGCCCGCGGUUUCAAACAGUCGCCCAUAUAAGUUGCGAUAGCUUUUUGUUUAAUUUUGAUGUCGAGAACAUAAACAAACAUUUAUUUGUAAGACCAUAGAGAAAUUUGAAUACACGUAACGAUGAUUGAAGAACUACUAUAUGGAACUAUGCCGUUGCAUUAAA
Messenger RNA from Stomoxys calcitrans (stable fly), 705 nucleotides. RefSeq lists its product as uncharacterized. Gene Ontology annotation, biological process: mitochondrial electron transport, NADH to ubiquinone. Lineage: Eukaryota; Metazoa; Arthropoda; Insecta; Diptera; Muscidae. The transcript is spliced from 4 exons. The record is from RefSeq and is a predicted model, not a curated record. The coding region runs from base 90 to 572 and encodes 160 amino acids.